GUCACUUGUUUAUCGUUGUAGAUCUAUGUAAUACCAAAAAGGAGAAACUGCAGUUUUUAGCGUUAUUAGUGUGUGGUAUUUGAAGUUGCGGUUAGUACGUGAAAUUCUUUGGUAGAAUCUUCGCAAGUGAUUGUAUAUACUGGCCCUGUCCCUGUCAUCACUGACCGCGUAGCUGGAGGCUUUCAGUAUCAUGCUUGCAUCUCAGGCAGUUUUGUGUGAAGUGGAAUAGUUAUACCACUAACUUGCAAAAUGUGUUCCCACGACUUCUUUCCUCGGAACACUUCGUCGACCUCACUCUUGCGUGUGAAGGUCGGAUGAUAAAGUGUCACAAAGUCGUGCUGUCAGCAUGCAGCACAUAUUUCGAAAAGAUGCUUGUGAACAAUCCGUGUCAACAUCCAAUCAUAUUCAUGAAGGACAUGAAACACUGGGAGGUGCAAGCACUUGUUGAUUUUAUGUACAAGGGGGAGGUGAAUGUGAGUCAGGAUGAAUUGAAUUCACUAUUGGAGGCAGCCGAAGCAUUGCAGAUACGGGGGCUGUGUGGGUCUGAUCAGUCAACUUCGACAGCAGCAGCUGUGCCUCGUUCCAAUCCUCCCCAGGAUUCUGGGUCUGUGUCAACUGCAACACCAAGUGACCGGGACUCACCACCAGCAAAGAGGCCUCGUAGGUCGGCGGAUGAGGAUGACAGUGGAGGAACUGGUCCAGUGCUAGACAGCGGACUGACAGAGAGAGAAAGGAGUAGCAAUGGUGCUGCUGCGUGUGAGAAGAAGGACAUAAAACAAGACAUAAAGCAAGAGCCAGACACGGACGAUAACUUUGCAGAAACAGAAGUUGAUGAUGAGAGACAAGAUGAUCAUUACGCCAAUCAUGAACCUCAGGAUGAUUCGGACAGCAAAGACCCUCCACCAUCUCCUCUGGAUGUACCUGGUCCAUCAGGGCAGUCCAUCAUUUCUUCUCACCAUGCGGUCAACAGUGAAAAAUCAACAACAGAUCUGGGUUCAGCACUAGCACUGCAGAAUGUGAUGUGUGUCCUGAAGCCACAGCAACAGGCUCAAAUGCAGCAAUCUAUGCCACAGUUUGCAGCCAUAUUGCCAGCACCCAGUGGGAACAGCAGUCUCAGCAACAGUGCUGACAGUAAGGAUAUUAGUCACAUUUCAGCUGCAUUACAGCAUUCUACUCCCACAGUGCGAGUUCGCCGUUCAGAAGAAGAACUGCAAAAGGCAGCGGAGUGCGUGCAGAAAGGGAUGACCUUCCAGAAUGUUUCAGACAUAUUUAAUAUUCCAAUCUCGACAAUACGUUUCUACAUGGCACGGCGAGGCAUACUUCCACAGAGACGGCGGGGCCGUGUUUCAAAUUCUGGAGCUACGCCAGUUGCCUCGGCACAUGCACAGCCACCUUCAUACAUGCUAUUGCACUACAAACUGCCUGAUAUGGGCCAAGGUCAACAGCAGUUGCCGGCUCCUGGCCAGGUCCAUAUUCAGCAGCAACAGCAACAACAACAACAGCAGCAGCAGCAGCAACAGACAUCUGGAACUGUCACUGUGCCAACAACUGCCUCUGUUGGAUGGAAGACUUCAGAUAAUUGAACCAGAGCACUAUAUUGGUAUGGGCUGGUGAGUCUCACCUGACUUGUAGACAGCCUGACAGCAGACAUGCUAUGAUAUUUAGUUCCCUGUUCAUUUUCAGACUUCAUGCCAUUUGUGACUCGGACAUUGUGUUUUACCACUUAAAAACUGAGAUGUAAGUUCUAUUAUAAGCAGCUGUUCACAUAAUUUCUACUUUUUAGAACCAUAUAAGUUAAAAUAAUGUAAUAUUUCUCGAGUUUUGUUUUUGAGUAUGAGGAGAUGUGUUUAAAAUUGAAGAACUGGAGCAUCAUUUUGAGUAGGUUAUACAUUUCAUGCUGUACUGUAAAUAGUAUCACAAGAGACAAAAACAUUGUAGGUUAGUGAAAGAAAUAUUUUAAUGCAGUUUGGAAGAAUUUUUGCUGGUAUAUUCCUGCAUUUUAAUGAACUUAACUGGAAGGGAGGGUAGAUAGGACAGAUUUUUUUAAAUUUUUUCCUCUCUAUGCUGUAUCAUGCUGUAAAUUGUGUUGCGCAUAGAAAAUAUAUUUAUUAGGUUUCUUUUUUUUUUCUUGCAGAGUUUUUUCUCUGAAUAUGUCACCUUAACUGUGCAUGCAUUUUUGCUACUGUAUUUGUGUGAUGUGAAUCUCGUUUGUAACUUUACUCUUUUUUUAUUGCUGAUCUGAAGUAUAAUUAAUGGAGACAUUAAGCAUUAGUCUGUAGAUUAAUGUUGUUAAUGCUGUUUCGUAUUUUCUCAGUUAUCUUGUAACAGUUAAACAUUUUAGUUGUUACAAAUUUGUUUCAUGUGUCAGUGGCAAAUGGGCACAAAAUACAUUUGUGAAUGUCCAGAUGAGGAUAUAAUAUUGAAUGAAAGAUAGCCAUGACCAGUCAUGAAGUCAAAGUAAUUUGGUGGCUGUUGGUAGACAAAUAUCACAACGUUGAGUAUCCAUAGUGGUUUAUGGCUAAACAGUUACAUACUAGCCAUGAAUAUUUACAGAUUUCUGUUUUAAAGAAUUGAUGGACUGUCUUCUGAAUUUUUGUGUUUUUAAAACAGUAUUUUCUGUGCAACUGAGAGGUCUACUCAUUCUCUAUAGCGUAUUCUUCAUCGUACAUUUAAUGUAUUUGGUUAUUAAAUGACUUAGCACAAAUAUGUUAAUCGUGGCUUCUUGCCAAUGGAGGCUUUUUGCUCACCAUUAAUGAUGACAGUGCAGUACUUAACUGAUAAUUUUUCUAAGUAUUGAAUGGUCAUGGCUUUCUGCUGUACCAUAUUUAUUGUGUGAGGCACAUUUGUAUGGAAGGUAAUAAAUGUUUUCAUAUAUGAACUAUUUUUAUUAGAGUUCUGCACAUUGUUGGAGUAGCCUGAAGAGUACUGUGUAAACAUGUCGGAACAGCAUACACCAAAUGAUAUUACAUGUACAUACUGUUGUCCUGUACCAGAGCACCAUUCUUUGGUAUGUUGAUGUCAGCUUGCAAUUUUCAGUGGUUGCAAUAUAACACUACUCACAUGCUUCUGUUCCUGGAACAAGUGUCUACUUAUAAUAGGGAAGUUAUAAGUAGUUGUUGGCCUUUGACAGGAAAUUGUAUUGGAUGUUAAGUAACUGUAGAGGCAAUAAGUGUUUAUUUUGGUUUGUUUUGAAAUGUUUAAAGGGGUACACGUAGCUGCAGCAUUGUUGGCAUUACCUGUAACAUUCUAUUGGGUGGUCAGCCAGUAUAAUAUUUAUAAAAGUUUAAAAUUAUGUGUCUGAUAGUCCAGUAGGCAACCUUGAAAAUGCAGUAAUUAUUUCAAGACACUUUGUGUUACACCUAGUUUUAAAAAAGUUUUGGACAAUUGGUACUUUUAAUGUCUCUUGUACCUUUGGAGUUAAAGCAACAUAUUGAAGUUGAAAUUGAAAAAUGUUUUGCAACAUAGUCUGAGUGAAGUGUGGGUUGACUCUUCAAAGGAAGAAGAUGAUGAUGAUGAUGAUGAUGAUGAUGAGCUGAAAAAUUUCAAUUUGCAGUAUUAAUCGUGUUCUGAAAGUAGAGGCUUUUGUUUGUUACAUUGCUUUUUUUGUUGUUAUGCUUUAUCUUAUCACUGUUGAAUACCCACAGAGAAAACUGCAGGCCACUGGAUUUUUGAAGAUGGCAAUUAAUUUAAGGAUGGAAAUGGCUAACAACUCAGAGAAGUAGUAUGCCGUUGACAGUUGUUUCAGUUUUGUGAUGGUGAUUAGUCGGUAAAUGCUUUUCAGAGAGAUCAAUGAACUCAGUAUUCAAUUGUAACAUAUUCAAAAUGAAUUGUUGUGUAGUCAGCAACCAAUAUUUGUUGCAGAAUGUGUCUUGUGUGGCAUUUGUAAGUGAAACUGUAUAUGUGAAACUAGUAUUAACUCUUAAGUAGAAACAUAGAUAAUAUUUUCAGUAUUUGUUUUAUUGCUUGCUGGACAGUUUUUACUAGCCUGUUAAAAUGUCAUAAGCAACUGAACUGUGUGUUGUCUUUGGUCUGUUGACAGAGAAAGGUUGAUUUUAUACAAACAGCUUGAAGUGUUCUGUUCGAGUGGUAUUGUGUAAUUAUAUAUAGACUUAUGAUUCACUGUUAUAACAAGUGGAUUGUCAAAUACCUCAUACUGAAAAAAAGUGUUUAUCUUUUUUAUAGAAUGAAACUAGUUAUUCAGUAUUUAUCAAAGUCAUUAGUAUCUGAUAAAAUUUACUGAACGUCAAACAUGAAAUCUUAAUAAAAAAAAAAAAAGCCUAAAUAUAGGGAAAAAGCCCUAGAAAG
Messenger RNA from Schistocerca piceifrons (Central American locust), 4305 nucleotides. Its product is annotated as protein bric-a-brac 1-like. Gene Ontology annotation, cellular component: nucleus. The record is from RefSeq and is a predicted model, not a curated record. Gene Ontology annotation, molecular function: protein binding; DNA binding. Bases 315 to 1583 code for a protein of 422 amino acids. Lineage: Eukaryota; Metazoa; Arthropoda; Insecta; Orthoptera; Acrididae. The transcript is spliced from 6 exons. Gene Ontology annotation, biological process: regulation of transcription by RNA polymerase II.